CUCUCCGCGCGCCGGCUGGUGGUCGUUCUAGUCUCUGCUCUCUUCGCUCUCCGCUGGCACCAGCCGACCCACCAGCUUUCGGACCAUGGCCAACCUCGAGCGUACCUUCAUUGCCAUCAAGCCAGAUGGCGUGCAGCGCGGCCUGGUGGGCGAGAUCAUCAAGCGAUUCGAGCAGAAGGGGUUCCGCCUGGUGGCCAUGAAGUUCCUUCGGGCUUCUGAGGAACACCUGAAGCAGCACUAUAUUGACCUGAAAGACCGUCCUUUCUUCCCGGGGCUGGUGAAGUACAUGAACUCAGGGCCUGUGGUGGCCAUGGUCUGGGAGGGGCUCAAUGUGGUGAAAACAGGCCGAGUGAUGCUGGGGGAGACCAAUCCAGCUGAUUCGAAGCCAGGCACCAUUCGUGGGGAUUUCUGCAUUCAAGUUGGCAGGAACAUCAUUCACGGCAGUGAUUCAGUGGAGAGUGCCGAGAAAGAGAUCGGUCUAUGGUUUAAGCCCGAAGAACUGAUUGACUAUAAGUCUUGUGCCCAUGACUGGGUGUAUGAGUAGACGCGGAGAAACCAGAGUCCUUUUCAGCACUACUGAUGGGGUUCCUGGACACAGCUCUUCAUCCCACUGACUGGAUGGACCAUCUUUUCUAAAACAAUAAAGACUUUGGAACUGGG
Molecule: messenger RNA, 660 nt
Organism: Rattus norvegicus (Norway rat)
Lineage: Eukaryota; Metazoa; Chordata; Mammalia; Rodentia; Muridae
Gene: Nme2
Product: NME/NM23 nucleoside diphosphate kinase 2
Exons: 5
Coding region: 86-544 (152 amino acids)
Biological process (GO): CTP biosynthetic process; UTP biosynthetic process; GTP biosynthetic process
Cellular component (GO): nucleus; lamellipodium; cytoplasm
Molecular function (GO): nucleoside diphosphate kinase activity; protein histidine kinase activity; heterocyclic compound binding
Source: RefSeq, marked validated